Molecule: messenger RNA, 1356 nt
Organism: Penicillium verhagenii
Lineage: Eukaryota; Fungi; Ascomycota; Eurotiomycetes; Eurotiales; Aspergillaceae
Exons: 2
Coding region: 1-1356 (451 amino acids)
Source: RefSeq, a predicted model, not a curated record
AUGCCGAGGUUCAAAUCAAAGAAUGUACACAUCCCUCCACAUCAUCAACCCAAAAAGCCUUUUGCUGCCAAAAGGACGAUCUCAGAUGAUGCUUCCUGUGAAAGCGAACAGAAAAAACGCAAGUUGUGCUCUUUGGUAAUUCACCAACGCAGACAUGAGAGGAAAGGUCUGAGAGCUGUGCGCGAAUUUGGCGUAUCAGCAACAAGUUCCUCGGGGCUCUCACUGAACAGCACGGCUUUACCUUCAACCUACGAGACGCGGAUAUCAUAUACACAGGACUUGUCUUAUGACCAAGGAGUGCUCUCGGGCAGUCCAGAGUCCUACGGUAAUGACGGUCCAACAACCUACCAAGAGGCGGGCGUUCCAGAGGAAAUGACGGCGGAUGGCAGCGCGGCUUAUCGGGUUAAUGAAAAGCAAACGAUAUUGCUUGAACAGGAGAGCAAGCACCGCUCAGUGGAUUUUGGUGACAAUCAGGAAGGAUUUCGAAGCGCUAUAAAUGUCAAGGCUCAGGACAUAGUACGUGGCAUCACUGGCCGCACCCGACCUGCUUCUCCCCAACCCAGUGGCAAAGCGUCGUCCGCUCUCAAUAUUGAUGGCCAGCCAGAACCCAAUAGGAGGACGCCAAACAACAUCGAUCCUAGUCUAGUCAAGGACCAUAAUAGCCAGGGCCAAGAGGCGACUCCUUCCCAAAAGACCUUUGAGCCGAACACGCAUGCUCCACUUUUAGAUCAGCUGCCAAUGGCAACGACAAUGCCGGGUGAACAAGGUCGAACACAGAUUUCUUCGAACCUCUCGCAGGCGGUUCCGGAGCAAGUAGCUCAAAUGACCAAUGAGCAGGCUCAGGCAUCUUUAAUUGCCCAACAGCGAAAUAAACGGAUGACUCGAAAUCUUACUCAGCAAUCUGGCUCUGGUCAGCAGGCAGCAGUUCAAGGCGGCCAAGGUCAAACGAUUUCCAACAGUCAGAUCAAUCAAAUGAGAAACUCAAUGAGUCUGCCCAUUGGCGUGCAUCCCAUAGGGUCAAUCCCGCCUCCGCAAGUCCCCGGUCAAAACCUGCCACCACAAGUACUUCCGAAGCAGCAGGAGGAUAAGGCGAUGACCCUAGAGCAAGUCAGGGAAAUGAAUCGUGCGGCCUUCCCACCACCUAUCAUCAAUCACAUCAAACCCUCUUCGCAGAUGCCUAAGCAUAUCCGGACCUGGGGACAACUGAAGCAUUGGAUCACCAACAACCCACAGGCAUCAAACGUAGUUGAUAUCUCCAAACUUAAGGCGCUGCAGAAAUUCCAUUUCAGGCAGAUAAUGGCCUUCCGCACAAAACAUUCACAAGCGCAGCAACAACAGCAUGAAUUCGAUGAUUAA